CAUGGGGAGGUAUUUCCACAGUGAGGUCGACAUUAAGAGUCCGUGGCAUCAGGUGCUGGCCGCCUUCUGGCAGCGAUACCCGAAUCCGUACAGGUAAACACAGGAGACACUUAGUCUGUCCGCCUCUCAAAAAUGUCCACAAUUUACAAGAAUGUCCAAGAAUGUCCAAAAUGUCUGUGAAUGAAAAAUGAUUAUAUUUUGCAGCAAUAUUCCCCUUUAAGAAAAUGUUUUCAGGAUUUGUUUGACAUCAUUUACAUUUUUUCAGCAUCUGCUUCUUUUUGCCAGCUGAUGUUUUUGUCUCCCCGUGUGCUCUUUGAAAAUGUCUCCGUUACAAAACUUUUUUACUUCUUCAAAUGUCUUCGGUGUCUUACAUUGUCCCCACUUUCCAAAGUUUUCUCCCAUUCCAGAAAAUGUCCCCAUUUUCCAAGAAUGUCCUCAAUUUCCCCAAAUGUCUUCACUUCACACAAACCUUAUUUCUGAAAAGAUGUCCUCACCAGAAUAUAAGUCCCAGUAUAAAUGUGUGUCUCAGCUCUCACGUCCUCACCGAGGACGUACUGUACCGCGAGGUCACCCCCAGCAACCACCUGUUGUCACGGCGACUGCUGACGAAGACCAACCGGCUGCCGGGCUGGGCGGAGCGCGUCUUCCCGGCUCACGUGGCCCGCGCCGUCUACGUCCUGGAGGACUCCAUCGUGGACCCGCAGACUCACACCCUGACCACCAAGACCUGGAACCUGAACCACAACACGCUGAUGACGGUGGUCGAGCGCUGUCUGUUUGAGGAGGACCGCAGUCGGCCAUCUUGGACCAAACUGAGGAGGGAGGCGUGGAUCCUGUCGGCGGUCUACGGCUUCGCCCGACCGAUACAGGAGUUUGGACUCGCCAGGUUUAAAAGUAACCAGGCCAAAGCCAUGAAGGGACUCGAGUUCGCCCUGUCCAAAAUUCAGACUGAGGCCCCGCCCCGUCUCUAUGACGACCAGCUAGAGUCAUCAGAGAAGCACAAGCUCCUCCCACAACAGGCCACGCCCACCUCUACCCAGAAUCCCAAGCAGUUUGUCUGAACGUCGUCUUUGACCGUCACGGCAGAAAUCCGCUCCGAUCGAUCGCAAUAAUCAAUAGCGAGGAGGCGGGAAACGACUCAGCUGUGAUUGGUCACUUUGUGAAGUCGGAGGAAGAGCGCGAAAUAAUGGACUACAAUCACUCCCAGAAUCCUUUGGGACUGACGAACUGUCUUUUUUCUGCAGUCUUUCAUUUAGUUCACGAGUGAAACUUUCACA
Molecule: messenger RNA, 1277 nt
Organism: Plectropomus leopardus (leopard coralgrouper)
Lineage: Eukaryota; Metazoa; Chordata; Actinopteri; Perciformes; Serranidae
Product: PRELI domain-containing protein 1, mitochondrial-like
Cellular component (GO): mitochondrial intermembrane space
Source: RefSeq, a predicted model, not a curated record